Molecule: messenger RNA, 5089 nt
Organism: Scleropages formosus (Asian bonytongue)
Lineage: Eukaryota; Metazoa; Chordata; Actinopteri; Osteoglossiformes; Osteoglossidae
Product: putative leucine-rich repeat-containing protein DDB_G0290503
Exons: 58
Coding region: 45-4814 (1589 amino acids)
Molecular function (GO): protein binding
Source: RefSeq, a predicted model, not a curated record
AAGUAGACCAGGGCACUUUGAAUGUUCCAGUGCUCGCAGAAGCAAUGGGUGGAACAGGAGCAUUUCCCUUUUCCUUCAUCUUCUACUCCCUCUUGCUACAGAAUACUCUGUGUAGAAAUGUGUUUCCUACUGAUAUACCGGAGUUGAAAAUGCAAAACAAAAGGGAGACCAUAAUAGAACACAAACACGUCAACAUAACGAUUAAUGUAGUAGAGGAAGACGGCGGCACAGAGACGUUUGUGGAAAACUGCCAAGAGGUGCAGAAGAAACUGGACCAGAAGAUCAAUGAACUGGAUGAAAAGACCAACGUUAACUCUGAACUGGCUCUGAGGGUGGCCUUGUUACAGGCCGAGUUGCAGAAGGCCCAGAGAGAGGGCGGAGGACAUCCAAAUGUGUUAAAAAAGCAGCUGCAGGAGACCAUACUUCAACUGGAAAGAAAGAAUGCCGUCAACGCCGACCUGGCUGCAAGAGUCGAUAAUCUGCAAAACCUCAUAUUAGAGCUGCAGAAAUGGGCUACAGACAGAGCCUCUGCCCAAGUUAUUGUACUUCAAACUGAACUGCAGAACAAGAUUACUGAGCUGAAAGAGAAGUCCAAUGACAACAGUAAACUAUAUCUGCAGAUACUUACACUGCAAAAACAAAUGAAAGAACUGGAGUCUGGAUCUUCAGCCCAGAUCAGUGAUUUGCAGGAUCAGCUGCAACGGACAGCUGAGCAGUUGAGGAUCAAGAAGAGGCAGCUUGAAGUGAAGACUGGUUUAAACUAUAGACUGGUCCAACAGAUCCUGGACCUACAGAAUAGCAUUUGGGAGCUACAGAAAGGCUACUCCGACAAAACUACUUUGAGCAAAAUGCAAAUGGCUGAGUUGCUGAAGCAACUGGAGGAGAAGAUUAACCAACUUGAAGACGCACCGGAUGAUGACUCUAAACUGGUUCUGAAGAUAUUUUCACUGGAGAGUAGGAUCCGAGAGCUACAGUUGAAGCUUGUCAACGAGACGAUCCCAGACCUCAUCGCUGAAAUUCAGCAGAAACUGGACAAGAAGAACAAGGAGCUUGAAGAGACCCUGAAAGAGCUUGAAAACAGGAAAAAUGACAAUUCCAAUCUGCUUCUUCAAAUAGUCAAUCUGACGCGAACCGUGGAGAACCUGCAGAAACAGGACACCAGCAAGUCCCUGAUGAGCCAGGUGACUGAGUUACAAAAUAAACUACAAAGUAUGGAUAAAGGGUUCUUUGAACUACAGGCCAGCCACAAUGCGAUUCAGAAGCAACUAGGGAAGACAACAGCUGACCUGCAAAACAAGAACAAUGAAAAUUCCAGACUGGCCUCUGAGAUAAAUCGACUAAAGAAACUCAUGGCGGAUGUUGAGAAAGAGGCGGAGGAAAGACGAGCUGCCGAAGUCGCUGGGCUGCAGAAUGAAGUGCAGAAAGCGAUUAAUUCUAUGAAAGAGACAGCCAAUGACAACAGUAAAAUGGUUAUGCAGAUACUUUCACUGCAAAGUGAAAUAAACCACAUAAAAUCUGGAUCUUCAGACAAGAUCAAGGAUUUAGAACAGAAACUGAAAGAAAAGACUGAACAGCUAAUGAUUAAGACCAAGCAACUGGAAAAAAAGACCAAUUUGAACUCUGAGCUGGUUCAGCAGAUCCUGGAACUGCAGGGUAUCAUAUGGGACCUGGAGAGAGGGGGCACCAAUGGAACAACCCGACUGUUUGCUUUGCUAAAGCAGCUGGAAAACAAGGUUGAAGAAGUGGAAGUGGGAGAGGGUGACAACACUAAACUGGUUCUGAAGAUAUUUGCACUGGAGAGUGUGAUAAGAGAAAUAACAAGGCAGUCUAUGACAGAAACAUCCCCCAGUGUGUUCGCUGAGCUUCAGGAGCAACUGAAGAAAAAGAACAAGGAGCUGGAGGAUGCCAUGAAGGAACUUGAAAGAAACAAGAACGACAAUUCCAAAAUUUUGGUAAAAAUUGUUGAAAUGCAGGAAAACCUGGGGAACCUCCAGAGAAACAUCUCCAACCAGAGUAUACUGGGCCACUUUGCAGAAAUGAAAAGACAGCUGGAGGAAAUGAAUGUGAAAUAUAAGAAUCUGCUGGCCAGCUACAAUGAAGUUCAGAAGCUUCUGGAAGAAUCAACUAAUGAGCUGAAAAACGUGACCAGUACCAAUGUUGAGCUGGAAUUAGAGGUAAAUCGGCUGAAGAACCGGCUAGUAGCAGUAGAGACUGAGGUCUUACAGCAGGGUUCUGUCAAGAUUGCAACACUUCAAAACGAACUUGAGCGGAAGAUUCAGGAACUAGAACAGAAGGACAAUGACAACAGCAAACUGUUCCUGGAGAUACUAACACUGCGGACUCAGAUAAAUAACAUCAAGUCUGGAUCUUCAGCUGAUAUCAAAGAAUUACAACGGUUACUGCAAGAGAAAACGAAGCAACUGAGCUUGAAGACCAAGCAACUGGAAGUGAAGACCGAUUUAAACUCGAAACUCACUCAACAGAUCCUGGAACUGCAGGGUAUCAUAUGGGACUUGGAGAAAGGGGGCACCGGUGGAACAGCCCAGCUCUCGGAAUUGUUAAAACAACUGGAGGGCAAGAUCAACCAAAUGGAUGACACAUCUGAUGAUGACUCUAAACUGGUCCUGAAGAUCUUUGCGCUAGAGACUAUAAUCAGAGAAACUAUGAAGGAGUCCUCGCAACAGACAUCCCCAGCUGUCAUUGCCGAACUUGAGAAGAAACUACAGGCCAAGAACAAGGAACUGGAAGAGACUGUGAAGGAGCUUCAAAGCAGGAACAAUGAGAAUUCCAAAAUGCUUACUGAAAUAGUUGGUCUGCAUAAAACAGUGAAAACCCUGGAGAAAGAAGCUGUGGACCACAGCUCAAUUGCCCGGAAUGCUGAGUUGCAGAAGGCACUGGAAGACAAGGACGAGCAAUACAGGGAACUAAAAAAAAGCUGCGGUGCAACUCAGAGGGAACUGCAGGAUACACGUGAUCAGCUGGACAAGAAGAUGAGUGCCAGUUCUAAACUAGUGAAAGAGGUGAAUGAAUUGAAGGACCUUUUGUCAGCGGCGAAUAAUGAUCAGACCUCUGCACAGAUUGCAGUGCUAAAGAAUGAACUCCAGGGUGCAAUUAAUCAACUCAAAGAGAAGUCCGAUGACAACAGUAAACUUGUUCUGCAGAUUUAUACAUUGCAGAGUCAAGUAAAAACAUUGCAGACUGGAUCUGCAACCAAGGUCAAAGAAUUACAGGAGCUACUCAGACAAAAGGCUAAAGAACUGAAGGACAAAAACAAGCAACUGGAGGUGAAGACUGACUUAAACUCUAAGCUGGUUAUGCAGAUCCUGGAACUGCAGGGUAUCAUAUGGGACCUGGAGAAAGGGGGCACCAACGGAACAAGCCGGCUGUUUGAUCUGCUAGACCAACUUGAACAGAAGGUCAACCAAAUGGAAGACAAACCUGAGGACGACACCAAACUAGUUCUGAAGAUAUUUGCUUUGCAAAAUAUAAUCAAAGAGCUACUGAAGCAGUCUGAAAGCACACCAGACAACAAAUCUGAUAAAGCAAAUAUUGAACUGCAGAAGAAGCUGGAUGCCAAGAACAAGGAGCUGGCGGAGACUGUGGACAAGCUGAAACAGAAGGACAAUGAAAAUACCAAAAUGCUGGUCCGGAUAGUAGACCUGGAGACAACAGUGAGACAAGUACAAGAGGCAGCUAAUAAUCAAACCAUGAUCGCCAACAUUGCUGAACUUAAGGAGCAACUGAAGGACAUGGAUGAGAGACAUACGAGGCUUCAAAGCAGCUACAAUGGCCUAGAGACACAGCUGAUAGAAAAGGAGAAAGCUUAUUCCCAGCUGCACUCCAAAUACAAAGAUCUUCUGAGGAAGCUGGAGGACAAUGGUGGCUCAAACUCCAAACUACAGCGACAACUAAAAGACCAGGAAGACGAAAAAAACCAACUUCAAGCAAAACUCAGUGAGUUACAGAGGCAGUUCACACAGAAGAAUGAGGACUGCUCCCAACUGCAGUCCAGAUAUGAUGGCCUACAGAACCAGAUGAAGAGCCAGAACGACAACCUGUCCAGGCUACAGGCUACCUAUAAUGAACUUCAGAAGCAAGUGAAGGACAAGGAGAAACAAUAUUCGGACCUGAAGAACAGAUAUGACGAUCUGCAGAAGCAGGUGAAAGAAAAGAAUGAGCACUAUGAACACCUGCAGGACAAAUACAAUGAGGUGCAGAAUGAAGUUGAGGAGAAGGAGAACUACAAAUUCAAAACACCUGCCGUUUUCCUGGACCCUGACACUGCACAUCCUAAACUCAUCCUCUCAGAAGAUGGGAAGGAGGUGAGGGUUGCAAGAACACGACAGGAUGUCCCUAGCAACCCAUUCAGAUUUGACACAUCUUUGGGAGUUGUUGGAAAAAAGGGUUUUACCUCUGGGAAGAGCUACUGGGAAGUGCAGGUUGGAGAACGGUCCUGCUACAUCUUGGGGGUCAUUGGAGAGUCUGCCACUCGAAAGGGGAGGAUUCUACCAAAGCCCAGAAAUAAGUACUGGACAGUAAUCAAGGUCAGGCAGAAUGUGUUCCGAGUUCUUGAAAACGCACCCAAGAACCUUAACCUGUCCAACAAGCCCAAUAAGGUUGGGGUUCUCCUCGAUUACGAGGGUGGAAAGGUCUCCUUUUAUGAUACAAACACCAGGUCCCAUAUCUAUACAUUCAGUGGUAACACCUUCAGUGAGAAAUUAUUUCCCGUCAUCAUCACUUGUGAGGACACAGAUCCAAAUGAGGACCCAAUUGUGAUGUCUUCUGUUAGUGAUAAUCUCUCUUGGAUACAGUAAUACCUGGUUAUUCACUCUACUUUCUAAUGUGUAACAAAAACAGUCUAAACAAGACUGAACAGUGACAGAAAACCCACAAAGCAAUAUAUAACAAACAGCAGUAAUGUUGCGUAGCUGACACUAAGAUUUUAUGGGCUUUAGCUGUGAUAAACUAAGCAAAUGAAAAAAGAACUAAUUUUCCUUAUGCUUUAUUAGCAAAUUUUCUGGAUAUCAAUGUAUGUGCUGAUGUGACCUGCGUUCUUCACAAAGCAAUAAUAAAGUCUUUUCUACAAGUA